AUAUUGAGAACGACCAUUAAUUUGGUAUUUCCCAAAAGAAAUUUGGCAAUAAACAAAAUUCAGCAAAAAAUCAAUUUGACAUAAAUAAUCUUGUCCGAAAGGGGUUAAAAAACGAGCAACUAUGGACCAAACGCCACGUCACAUUGUCGUUUUACCUUCUCCACUCCCAUCCCCCCAUUGCAUAUCUCUUCUCUCUCUCUCUCUCUCUCUCUCUCUCUAACGCACUGAAACACACACACACACACACACACACAAAUCGUGUAUCCUCUCUCCGCCACACUUUCUCCCUCCAUCACCAUUCUUCUUCUUCUUCUUCACUUACAGAAGGUAACGAAGAAAGGAGAGCUGCGGAUCUCUAUAUCGGAUCUGUAAUUAUUUUUUUUUAAUUUUAAUUUUUUUAUAGCAAAAAAUGGGUUCAAUUAGGGCAGAUCUGGGAAGCAGAAUCCACCCUGAACCGAUCGACCACUUCGACCAUCUCCCUGAUUCCGUCAUCCUUUUGAUCUUCAACAAAAUCGGUGACGUCAAAGCGUUGGGUCGAUGCUGCGUCGUUUCGAGGAGAUUCCACUCCCUCGUCCCCCAGGUGGAUGACGUCAUCGUCCGCGUCGAUUGCGUCAUCUCCGACGACGAUCCAUCCGCCGCCUCCUCUGCCUCCUCCGCCGCCUCCGACAAGUUCCGCCACCCUAUCUCCUCCCUCCUCCGCAUCUUCUCCGGCCUCUUCAAACCCUUGCAAUCCCUCACUCAGCUCAUCACUCCCUCCGCCCGCCGCCUCCCUUCGCACUCGACCGAUUUCGACUCCGACUCCGACCAAAGCAGCGUCACACACCAUUCCCCUACUCAGGUAUUGAAAAAUUUCAAGGAAAUCAAAUUCCUCAGGAUCGAACUGCCGAGCGGUGAGUUAGGAAUAGACGAUGGUAUUUUACUCAAAUGGAAGGCCGAUUUCGGAUCCACCCUCGAUAAUUGCGUUAUUCUCGGAGCUUCGAGCGUCGUUCAGAACAUCAACAAUGGCCGCGAUUGUAAUAAUAAUAAUAACAAUAAUACUAACAACGCUGUGGUGGAGAAUGAUAACGGCAGCAUACCAGAGUCAUUUUACACAAACGGAGGCUUAAAAUUGCGUGUUGUGUGGACAAUUAGCUCGUUGAUUGCAGCCUCAGCCAGGCAUUUUCUGCUUCAGCCUAUAAUAGCCGAGCACAAGACAUUGGAGAAUUUGAUAUUGACAGAUGCCGACGGACAAGGGGUGCUGUCGAUGAACAAAGAGCAGUUGGAGGAGCUGAGGGUGAAGCCAUUGUCAGCCUCGUUGGCAUCGAAGAGGACACUUGUUCCGGCUCUUAAUAUGAGGUUGUGGUAUGCGCCACAUUUGGAGUUGCCAAACGGUAUGGUUUUGAAAGGGGCGACGUUGGUUGCUAUAAGGCCUAGUGAGCAGUCCAAGAAAGAGGCGACUGGUUCCGAUGGGAAUUGGGUUGCAUCGGCAUUUGAAGAGCCGUUUAGGACCGCUUCGAGGAUGUUGGUGAAGAGGAGGACUUACUGUCUCGAAAUGAACUCGUUCUGAAACGGGUGUGUGUUUUUGAGGUACUUGCAUGUAAGACCGCACUGCUUUUGGUUUUCCAAGCAAAGGAGGAUUUUCAAGUUCCGAUAAGCAGGGUAUAAUACUCACUCGGAACAAGCACACAACAAGUUAAUAACCAGCAGAGUUUUCUCGCUUCUAUCCACCUAAGCAAUCUGCUUUCAUUUUGCUUGCAACUUGGAUUAUAUUGUAAGAGUUAAUAUAUCCUUUUGACUCUUCUUCAUCUGCUUAUAAUUAGUUUAUGUAUCUGUGAAUAUUGUAGGUACGGAUAUUGUAUGCUUAUGUAAUGUCCUUUUAAAAGGUUCAUUUCGAGUAUGUAUCAUCAAUUUCAGCUGCAUAUUCCAUGUUAGCUCCACUAACUGCUAGAAUAAAUAUGUAACAAAUCGCUGUUUUUCUUUUCUAUUUUUUUCCGCAAUUCUGAUCUUCGUUUUU
Messenger RNA from Erythranthe guttata (spotted monkey flower), 1993 nucleotides. Its product is annotated as F-box protein At5g46170. The record is from RefSeq and is a predicted model, not a curated record. Gene Ontology annotation, molecular function: protein binding. Lineage: Eukaryota; Viridiplantae; Streptophyta; Magnoliopsida; Lamiales; Phrymaceae.